This is a messenger RNA of Cladocopium goreaui, 6999 nucleotides long. Lineage: Eukaryota; Dinophyceae; Suessiales; Symbiodiniaceae. The record is from the annotation of a GenBank genome assembly.
AUGGUGGGCAGCCUGGUCAACAGCACCACGGAGCCGCCCACACCAAAACCAAAGCAGCCCAAGCAAGCAAAGGGCAAACGCACCAGCACAGAGCCAGACAACUGGCACCACACACCCGGCAAGGGGGCAGGGGCAAUCCCGGCCCCGAGCACAGAGCCCCCCCCAGGGCACCAUACACCGGGCAAGGGCCCAACCAGCACAGAGCCACAGCAGUGGCAACACACCCAAGCACCCCAACACCCAAUCACAGCAGAUGAGGUCCACGGCCGGGACUGGGUCACCGUUACCCGCCGCCGCCCCAACCUGGACCAAUGGACCCUACGCAGCAAGGACUGGUCCGACCCCAUCAUCCAAUACAACGACUUGGGCACAGCACUCAGCAAGCAUACCGACGGCAGCCCCUUCCGCGCAGUCAUCCAAUGCGCUGACGAAGACCAGGGUCAGGCAGCAGCAGCAAUGCUCAACAACACUACACCCAAAGCAGUUUGGCUCAUUUGGCGCCUCGCCACGGGCACAACCACCAUCCCCGGCCAGUGUGGGACCAAGCCAGUCCUCCAGCGCGUCCGCUGCCACAAGCUGGUCGACCAGGGACAACGUGAGCCCGCCCUGCUCCGCUGCACACAACAGGCCAUCACCACCACCACGAAACACACCGAAACACUCCGCGUCAUCUUCGACGAGCAAUACAUCAGCAACAAAACACGGACCACAGCACUGGCACGCCCCCGCAAAGCAUUGGGAGACUGGAUCCAAACACUCCCCACCACCGCGGCCGCAGCCAUCCAGGACACGUGGGGCUGGAAGCAACACGCACAGGGCCCCCACAAAAGCAUCAUCGGCCUCAUCCGGGUCGAAGGCACGUUCGGCCAGUCCGACGCGCCAGACACCAUCCUGGGCCGGUCCGGCCAACAAGGCAUCUUCGUUGAACCCAUCCACUGGCACCAUCCCCUCCCCCCAAUCAAGGUGGCCUGGGAGAAAUGGCAACCGACAGACACAGCAGACGACUACAUCCAACGACUCCUUGACAAAGGCCACAAAUGGGGCCUGGCCCGAAGCGCCCGAGGACUUGGAGCCCGCGUCGCCACUGAAGCCAGCACCGACAAGACCCGGACAUGGCAGCUUGACCAAGCACCCCGUGCCUGGAACCAACACACAGUCGAACAACUCAUCAGCAGCCAGCCAGCAUUCACCGACACCCACAUCAUCAGGAAACAGGUCCGGGGCAAGGUCACCACAUGGUGGUUCACCGCCACAUCAGCAGCUGACCUUGACCUCCACCCCAUCUUCGCCACCAUCGACGACGAGAUCUACGAGCUCUGGGCCAAGCUCGCACCCCCAACCCGCAAAGCAGAACCUGCCCGCACAAGCAAAGGCACCAUCACAGUCGAGAUACCCGACCCAGACGCCGCAAACAAGCCCAGCGAGCAACCCCAGAAGAAACAGUGCGUUGCCAGCCGCCCCGUCCCAGACGGCCUCACCCAGGUCGCCAUGCCGGCCGACGGCAGCUGCCUCUUUCACAGCAUCGCCCAAGCCCUUACCGACAGCACGGGCAAGGAAAUCCUGGGCAUACAAACCCGAGCAGAAACAUUGGCCCACAUCCACAAGCACACAGACACAUACAUCGACCUCUGGGAUGGGCUCAUGCCCGACGACAGCAAAGCACCUUCCUUCGCCGCAUACAUCGACCACAUGCAGAAACACACCGCAUGGGGCGGAUAUCUGGAACUCACCGCAGCCGCCCGACACUACAACAAACGCAUCUUCAUCAUCCCAGAGAAAGCAUCCGAAGAAAUCAUGUGCUUCCACGACAGCCGCAAAGCCACGGGCAACAUCAUUUUGUGGUACACGGGCACACACUACGACUACCUUCGACCAAGCGACAACAUCCCCGAAGCCAUCACCACCCAGCGAGGCAAACCCAAACAAGGACUUCGCGGCGGCGCACAAUCCACACGCACCGUAUGGACCAGCCAGGCCACACACACCGCGGCAGCACCAGCCAUCACAGCCACGGUCUUCACCAGCGACCGCACUCAAGCCACAGCAGCAGCAGAUCUCGACGACCUCGAUCACAUCGCCAGUGACCUGCCAGCCGCAGCACAGCACACACCGGAAACAACCCCGUGGCACAACGCCAUGCGCAAGCGAGUCCUCCGCACCACCAGGGGGGCCAACAACAGCAACUUCCACGCAAACGGCAGCAUAGCAUGGCAAUGCCCUCUGUGCCCUUUCAAGACAUCCCAGGCGAUCGCCGCGACAACCACACGCCAGCAGCGUGACACCAUGCUCAGAGUCGCCUACAACCUCAAAAGCAAGCACCUCACCGCAUGCCACCCAGAGGCCAGGACGCAGGAACGCUUACACGGCCACGGCAAAGCCCCCAAACUCCCACCCGUCGUCCCCACACUCGCUGCCACGGCCCCGGGAUGGCAUUGCGACAAGUGCUCAGCAGGAGUGCCACAGCAAGCAGCCAACCACUACCAUCCCAAGAAAGCCAGGGACGCGCUGUGGGCACACGCGAAAGCAAAACACAAAGAGACAGACCGCCGCAAAUGGGGACGCCGGCGCACAGGGCUCUACGCAAACAAGGCCAAUGAGGGCGGCAAAACUGGCAACAGCAUUGCGGACCAUCAAAGCAGACAACGGGGGCCACAGCAUGACAUCCUUCGACCUCCCCAGGUUCCACAAGAAGACCAAACAAUACAGAAUCUCGCGACGCUGGACGUGCCGGCACUGCAGCAAAAUAGCAGAGACACGCCUGCGAACCUUCCUCGCGCAGCAGUGCCAAGGCUACACCACCAAGAAAUCUCACACGGCACGAGCCACGUACAUUCAGCAGCUCCGACGCCAAGCCACCGCACCGCAAAAGUGUGCCAAGUACACCAAAGCAGAGAUCACCAAACACUUGAACGCAGCAGCAGACACAUUGCAAACCACACUGGCCGGCGCGCCCACCCACACGGGACAAACACCCCCGCAAUGACCGCAACAACACCACUCACAAUCGGCACGCUCAACACCCAGCACCUGGGUCACACAUGGCACGAGACAUGCUCUCUCCUUCAGCACCACAACAUCGAUUGCCUCGCCAUCCAAGAGGCAACCAUCCACACCACAACCGCGGCUGAAUACACACGCACUGCAGCUCAACACGGAUACCAGGUUCUCUGGGGGGAACCGCACAACCACCACAUCCGUGUCGCCCUGUUCAUCCGAGGCCACUUCGCAGUUUGGGAACCACCGCAAGAGCAGCAGCAGCAAACUCACGACCCCACCUUGGUCCAAUACAUCCAGCUGCACCGCCACAACAACAGGCCACUCUACAUCGCCAACGUUUAUGCGCCCCCCACAAACACCGCCAGCCGCGACCACAUCAUCCAACACACAGCCACAACACUACGCAGCACCGGUGAGGACUUCGUGCUCAUCGGCGACCUGAACACCAUAGCCAGCGAGGGAGCUGUCGCGCAUAUCCUGGCCAACGGCAUCGCCACGGACAGCAACACCUACUUCAACAACUGGACACCCACCCGGAAACACAGCCAACGGUGCAUCGACUACGCACUCCUCGGACCACGCACACACCCCCAGCGCAAGCAACAAGCUCCGGGACCACGCGACCACGACCUGAUCAUCUACCAGUUCCCACAGGGACCGGAGCCAGCCGCACACCGCCGACCAACUUUCUGGCCCAUCGACCCCACCCGAGCCCCCACCGACCAGGCAUUUCUUGACAUUUGGCAACCCAGCAGCUACCACCAACAUCUCCAUAACGGAGACACCAAUAGCGCGUGGGAACUCCUCAGCAACACAGCAGAAUAUCUCUUGGGACCUGACGGCCACGGACAUCACCGCGCGCGACCCUGGCAACCGCAGCAACAGCAACAAAUCUCCAAACACGCGCCCAAGCAACAAAGCACAAAACACCGCCGCCUUCUCCGGCUACAACGCACUGUGCGCGAACACAUCCGACGACCCACAGUUGACACCGCCAGAGCCCUGGCACGACGCACACAAAGCCUCCAGCACAUCUACCCGGACAUUGCCGCCGCCGCCGACAUCCACACACUGCUCUCCACCACACAAGCAGCCAUCGACGAGGAGGACGAGCACCAACGCAACCUACGACUGCACCGGUGGAUGAACAACAUGGAAAACGACCUCAAGCGACAACGCCGAUGGGUCAAACAACCCCCGACAGACCCAAACACCGCGCCUAGCACAACCACAACUACGACCACCACACACACCGCGCUCCACCCACAGCAACAGGUCGCGCAGGAAGCCAACGCCUGGACUACAGUCUGGGACACACCACACCCGGCAGACCAACACGGCACCCUCCACGACGAGUGGCAGCACACAUACACAAGCCAACUGGCGGCGCUACAACACACGCUCCCUACCAGCGCCCCAAACCCACAGCAACCACCGCCGCAGCUCACCGCACAACAGCUCCACCGUGCAGCCACACGCACCAAAGGCAAAGCGGGAGGCGGCGACCACUGGACCGCCGACGCACUCCUCCAACUACCACCCACUUGGUGGCAAGCCUUAGCCGAACUCUGGAACACCAUCCUACACACAGCACGAAUACCAGCCGCCUGGAACCAAACAGUCGUUGUCCUGCUCAACAAACCAUCCGGGGGCACACGACCCAUCAGCAUCACCAGCAUCCUUUGGCGGCUAGGAGCAUCUGCGCUGGUUAAGCACCUGGCACCCUGGACACACCAAUGGGCACCCCCGGAACUCUGCGGAGGCCUGCCCCAGCGUGAUGCAACAUACCUUCACGCCAGAAUCUUUCAUGACCUCCAAGACAGCGACCACGAAGAUUUCGUCUUCCUCUCCCAGGAUCUGAGCAAAGCAUUCGAUUCAAUCCACAUCCCACAAGCCCUCGCGCUCUUCACACAUUACGGAGCACCACAGCAGAUUACACAACUUCUCCUCACAUUCUACCGCACCAACAAACGCAUCUUCCUUUUCCACGGAGCCAUGCACCCCGAGUGGCGCACCAGCAAACACGGCCUACUGCAAGGAUGCCCGUUCUCACCAAUGCUGCUGGCAACUACCAUGGCACUUUGGCAGCAACACAUGCGACAGCAACACCCCCAGCACCACGCAGGCAUAUUCCUCGACGAUCGCAGCGCCUGGAUUACAGGCCCCGACGCCUGCACAACCAUGGCCACCUUCCUGGAGACCUCCCAAAGCAUUGAUGCACAACUCGGCUUCAAAGAAAACAGGGCAAAAACACAACUGGCCGUCGCAACACCGGAACUACAGCCUAUCCUGGACUCACUCACACCAGAAGGCUACCCACAAGCCACCACUACUUUCAACUUGCUCGGCCUCACCUACGACCUGCAGCAACGCCACAUAGGCUUGGCCGAAAGCACAGUGGCUAAAUACACACGCCGGGCACACCGCAUCAGACACGCCAGCCGCCAGCUCCCACGAAGGCAACAACUACACUGCAGCAUGGCACUAUCGUGCAUCACAUGGGCCGGACCCUUUGCCCACCUACCAGCACUACAGCUCCGCAGCAUACACAACACGGCGAUGCACACCAUCAAGCACUGGACACCACGGGGGGCCUCACGACACAACAUCUGGACCGCCGAACUCCGGCCAGACGACGACCCCAGGUUCGCCAUCCAACACCUUGCCUUGCAGUUCACGGCCAAGAUCGCCAAGCUCAGCAACACAACCAACCCGUGGCUACAGCACAUCCGCCAGUGGCUGCACACACCGCAGCACCUGCAACACAUACCGGCCAUACGACAGGCCCUUCAGACAAACAACAUCAACUGGAACGCAACCACCAACACACUACACCGGCGCGACCACCUGGGACGCAACCGCACCAUCCGCCUAGCAUGGGAUGGACACAACACCAUCCGAGACUGGCAACACGACCACUGGCUCACCACCAUGUACAAACAAGAGGAACGCCUCUGGAAACCACGACGACGACAACACGACUCCUACGCCAUCGGCUUGCGGCUUCCAGCACCAGAUCCUACACAUCUCCCGGUCGUGACAGCACACCGCAUUGGCCGCAGCAUGCCAUACACGACCACCAGCACACCACAGCGACAAACCUACAUCGCCACCGGCACCAGCGCCUGGCACCAAGCAGCCAGACACAACACCAGCAGGCCACCGUGCCUCUGCGGCAAACCAGAGCCAAGCAUGGCACACCUACUCUGGGUGUGCACAGCCAUACCACAACACCAACCAGGCGUGCCACCCGCACCACGGGCGCCGCGCAACACUUGUGAAGAACGUCUCAUCACCAGCACGGCCCCGAAGCCGAUCACACCACUCCACCCAACAGGGCUGACACCCACACCACCAGCACGACUACUACAGAUCAUCGACACGGCCUUCACGACAGCACGAUCACAACACCAACCACUCACCGUAGCCACAGACGGGGGAGCAAAACAUGGAUGCGCCGCUUGGGCCAUCGCCACUCCCUCUGACUCCAUCGCUGAAGCAAUUCAGGGUGAAGAUACAACGCCGUUCAUGGCAGAACUCACCGCCAUUCUCCUCCUGACACACAGCAUCCACAACCUGCCAGAUCUUGGAGGAUCGGACACACAGCACACAAUCAUCGUAGCCACGGACUGCAAGUCAGCCAUUGACUACUUGCAAGGGCCAGAACCGACACAACGCACACGGUGCUGGUCACAGUACCAUCAGCAGCGGCACAACCUACAGCGACGACGGAUCCACCUGAUCCUGCAGUGGACACCGGCACACGACCGACAUCCAACCUGGGCACCGACCCAUGGGGAUGCAGCAACACUUCGCGAACUCAACCGUCGGGCGGACACCGCGGCCAGCACGGCCCUCCACUCCGACUUGCAGCGACUACAACCUUGGCUCAUCACGCAGCAGCAAGCACACAACUGGGCAGAGCGCGCCCUGCAGUGGGCUCAACAUGUCGCACAGCACUGGGACAACCAUGUCUCCGCUACCGUCCCUCUGGACGCAUAA